Molecule: messenger RNA, 759 nt
Organism: Suillus plorans
Lineage: Eukaryota; Fungi; Basidiomycota; Agaricomycetes; Boletales; Suillaceae
Exons: 4
Coding region: 94-648 (184 amino acids)
Source: RefSeq, a predicted model, not a curated record
UGAGAAGUUUCAGUCAUCGGGGGUUUCAACGUUUUACCUCUUUUCAAUCAAAAGCAGAUCUGGACCUGGCUCUCCGCACGCUUGUAUAGCUUCAUGCCCAUGCCAACAUCGUGUUCUGAACUUCUAGCAUAUCCUUGCCAUGUCCCUAGCUCCGCCAGUACUAUGGCCCUCCUCUCUAUCGGAUUCAAUCGCUGGAUCCGGAAGCUCCGGUUCCGGCUACCAAGUGAGUCCGUGAGUUCGGGCCUUUUGAUUGGCGCUCAUUACAGUGUCUGCCGAUUUGGUGUGUCUUCGGACGUAGAAGCUAUAGCGCACUGCAGGGUGCUAAAUAUUCAACACUGUUCAAGGAAUAUCCUCUCUUGUACUCCCCCUGACGCUUGUCUGCCUGUGUGCCACAGUCCUGAGUGCCACAUGUACCUUACUUCACUCAUACAGACAUUCAGUUGCACAAGACGUCGAAAAAUCCCGGACUGUAUUGGCAUCAAAUUUCUAGAAUGUUUUCAUCUCUAUUUUGUACGUACUAAGUGCAGGCUCGAAGUGAUAAGCUUCUGCACUGAUUUGGAUGUUGGCCGGUGUGACAUAAAAGUAGCCAACGACCCCUGGCGACGUGCGUAUGUUGUUUUUCAGACACUCAACGCCAAUCGGACAUGAAGAACAGGUUGAAUGCUGCACGGCAUGAUGUUCUCACCGAGCUGGCAGGUUUAAUGACGCUUCCUGGUUGGCCUCAUGAGAAAAAACUUUUGUUACUGUGGCAAAGAACUU